Messenger RNA from Trifolium pratense (red clover), 948 nucleotides. RefSeq names its product FBD-associated F-box protein At4g10400-like. The record is from RefSeq and is a predicted model, not a curated record. Lineage: Eukaryota; Viridiplantae; Streptophyta; Magnoliopsida; Fabales; Fabaceae. The transcript is spliced from 2 exons. Bases 1 to 948 code for a protein of 315 amino acids.
AUGGUAAGUGCAUCCAUUUAUACACGAAGACUGCACCGCCAACCCAUCAAAAGCUUCUGUCUCAGAUGUCACGAUAACACAAUAACUGCAUUUGAUGUUGUGAUGUGGUUAAUCGAUGCAGCAGAACGCGGAAUUGCAUACCUUGACGUUCAUUUACCCGACACACCUAAAUUCGCUAGUUGUGUUUUUAACUUUAGAAACCUUGUUGUCCUCAAGUUGAUAGGGAUACAUUUCAUUCUUUUUGUAUCUGCUCAUCUUCCUUUGCUUAGAACUUUACAUUUGAACAAAGUGAAUUUUUUCAAGCAUGAUGCUAUUAUAGAAAUUCUUAAUGCUUGUCCAAUUCUUGAAGAUUUGGUAGUAAAAAAUUGGUCUAUUCAAUAUUGGUCAGUUGAGUAUGAUGGAGAGUGUAAAAGUUUACCUAAUUUGGUCAGAGCAGAUAUUACUAACUUGUCUGCUUAUGAUGUUCAUUUGGAAGCCUUUUAUAAUGUCAAAUUUCUGCGGUUGAAAGAGAUGUUUGGAUGUGUGCCUGUUUUUUCCAAUUUAACACAUUUGGAGAUCGUCUAUGGAAGAGGUAUUGGCUGGAGUUUCAUAUUUCGAGUCUUGGAGAAUUGCCCUAUACUUCAAAGUUUUGUCCUUGAAAUUCCUUUAACACCAGAUAUUUAUCAUCUUUCCUUUUUAACACCAGAUAUUUAUCAUAUUUGCUUCCCAACCCCAAGAUAUUUGCCUGAAUGCCUUUCUUUACAGUUUAAAGAGUGUACUGUUACAAAUUAUAGACGACAUGAACAUGAGGUGCUAUUUGUACAACAUAUUUUACUGAUUUCAACAGCUUUGGAGACCAUGAGAGUUUACGGUUCACCUUUAUUGAAUUCUGAGGAAAAGCUUGAAGCGGUAGAAGAAUUAAUGGCAUUUCCAAGAAGCUCUUCAACAUGCGAAGUUUAUUUUGAAUGA